This is a messenger RNA of Echinops telfairi (small Madagascar hedgehog), 1119 nucleotides long. RefSeq names its product alcohol dehydrogenase 6. Gene Ontology annotation, cellular component: cytosol. Gene Ontology annotation, biological process: retinol metabolic process; retinoic acid metabolic process. The coding region runs from base 1 to 1119 and encodes 372 amino acids. Gene Ontology annotation, molecular function: all-trans-retinol dehydrogenase (NAD+) activity; zinc ion binding. The transcript has 9 exons. The record is from RefSeq and is a predicted model, not a curated record. Lineage: Eukaryota; Metazoa; Chordata; Mammalia; Afrosoricida; Tenrecidae.
AUGAGUACUAUAGGCAAGGUUAUCAAGUGCAAAGCAGCCAUCCUCUGGGAACCUGGUGCACCACUUUCCAUUGAGGAGGUAGAAGUGGCUCCACCAAGGGCACAGGAAGUGCGAAUCAAGAUUGUGGCCACAGGGCUCUGUGGCACGGAAAUGAAAAUGUUGAAGAACCUUCGCAUUUAUCCCAUUAUCCUGGGCCAUGAAGGGGCUGGAAUAGUUGAGAGUGUGGGAGAAGGAGUGAGCUCCGUGAAAACAGGUGACAAAGUCAUCACGCUCUUUCUACCACAGUGUGGAGAAUGUACCUCUUGCCUAAAUCCUGGAGGUAAUGUUUGCAUAAAAUUUAAAGAGUCACAGAGUGGGCUGAUGUCUGACGGCACCACUAGGUUUACCUGCAAGGGAAAAUCAGUGUAUCACUUGACUAACACGAGCACCUUCACUGAAUAUACCGUGACUAAAGAAAUUGCAGUUGCCAAGAUUGAUGCAGGUGCACCUCUUGAGAAAGUAUGCCUAAUUAGCUGUGGCUUUUCCACAGGCUAUGGUGCGGCAAUCAAUACUGCCCAGGUCACGGCUGGUUCUACCUGCGCUGUGUUUGGCCUUGGGGGAGUCGGCCUGUCUGUGAUCAUGGGCUGUAAGGCAGCAGGAGCAGCCAGGAUCAUCGCAGUGGACAUCAACAAAGACAAGUUUGAGAAGGCAAAACAAAUGGGGGCCACUGGGUGCAUCAGCCCAGAAGACUUUGAGAAGCCCAUCCAAGAAGUUUUAAUUGAGAUGACCGAUGCUGGUGCCGAUUUUAGCUUUGAGGUCAUUGGAAAUCCGGAGACUGUGGUGGCCGCCCUGACAUCCUGCCAUGAAAGCCACGGGGUCUGUGUGAUUGUGGGAUGGAUGACUGUUGGUGUCCAACUCAACAUCAGUGGCGGGUUGUUCUUCUCAGGGCGUUCACUGAAGGGAACUGUUUUUGGAGGCUGGAAGAGCAGAGAUCAUGUUCCUAAACUGGUUUCUGAUUAUAUGGCAAAGAAGUUUAAUCUAGAUCCACUAAUUACCCAUACUCUGAAUUUUGAUAAGAUCAGUGAAGCAGUUGCAUUAAUGAAAACCGGAAAAUGUAUCCGCUGUAUCCUGAUGAUUUAA